Messenger RNA from Macrosiphum euphorbiae (potato aphid), 3942 nucleotides. NCBI's taxonomy places the organism in Eukaryota, Metazoa, Arthropoda, Insecta, Hemiptera, Aphididae. The record is from the annotation of a GenBank genome assembly.
AUGAUGGAUAACUUAAAGCCACCAAAGGAACUGAAUAUCCAUGAAGCACAUGUAGAAUGGCCGAAAUGGAAAAAGAAUUUUAAUAUAUACAAAGUGGCUGCUGGUAUAUCAAAAAAGAAAAAGGACGAACAACUAGCCAUCUUCUUACAUAUAAUAGGGGAGGACGCUAGAGAGGUGUUUGAUACAUUCGAGACAGAAGGAGAGGUAACAGAACUUGACAAAGCAAUUGAACUCUUUGAUUUGUUUUAUAAGCAAAAAAUUAAUGAAUGUGUCGAAGCAUACAAAUUUAACAUUCGUGAACAGAAAGUAGGUGAAACUUUCGGAGAAUAUCUUUCUGCGCUAAGAAAAUUAAGCGAGAACUGUAAUUUUGGAACAAUGAAGGACCGUCUUAUUAGAGAUCGAGUAGUGGCUGGCAUUGUUGAUAAAAAAUUACAAGAAAAAUUUCUGUCAGAGACUGAUUUGACAUUAGAAAGAGUAAUUGAUUUAACUAAAAAAUAUCAAGCAGCUCAAGAUCAAAAACAACUUAUGAAUAGCACGGUUGUAGAAGAAAAAUUAAUAAUGAAAUUAAGCAAGCAACAAAAUAAACAAUUUAAACAAGGUCAAUCAAAUGUAAAAAAGGUGACAGUUAAACAAAUAGAAAACUGUUCAAGAUGUGGUAAAACACAUGAUGUCAAUAAAUGUCCAGCUUAUCAACAGGAAUGUAUGAAAUGUCAUAAACCUAACCAUUUUGCUAUAAAAUGUAAGUCUACUGUUGGUACAAAUAACAGUAAUAAAAAUGAUUGGAAGAAAUCGAAAAAAACGAGCACUAUUAAAGAAAUAUCAGUAAAAAACAAUAUCGUUUCUGCAGCUGAUAGCUCUGGAGACCUAUGUCUAGGAGCAGUAUUUUGCAAUGUCAGCAAAUGUGAAAAGCGCAAGUCAUCCAAUGCAGCGGUUCAGUGGUAUGAAGAGCUACAGGUUCAAGGGAAAAUGAUCCAGUUCAAACUAGAUACGGGAGCAGAAGCCAAUGUAAUUCCAUUAUCAGUGUUGAACGCGGUGGGAUUAACGCCUAUCACAGUGAACAGAUGCAAAGAAAAACUUGUAAAUUAUUCAGGUACUGAUAUUAAUGCUUUAGGUAAAAUUAAUUUAUUAUGUAAAAUUAAGUCAAAUGAUGAACAAUAUUUAGAGUUUUUUGUUGUAAAUAAUGAAAAUUGUGUACCAAUAUUAGGAUUAAAUUCAUGUGUGGAACUUAAGCUAAUUAAUAGAGUAGACAUCUGUCAAUUAAAUCCUGAUAAAUUUAAUUUAGAAUGUGAGAUUUAUAAAAAGUUUAAAGAUAUUUUUCAUGGGGUAGGUAAUUUCAAACAAAACUAUAAUUUAGAACUAAAAAGUGAUGCUAAACCAGUAACACAUGCACCAAGAAAAUUUGCUAUUUCUUUAUUAGAUCAAUUAAAAAAUGAAUUAAAUAAAUUAGAAAAGAUGGGCAUAAUUAAAAAAGUUAAUGUUCCUACAGAGUGGGUUAAUUCUAUGGUAGUAAUUAAAAAACCUAAUAAUGAGUUGAGAAUUUGCUUAGAUCCACAGGAUUUAAACAAAAAUUUAAAAAGAGAACAUUUUCCUAUGGCCACAGUAGAAGAGAUUAUGGGUAAAAUGUCAGAAGCAUGUAUUUUUAGUAGACUAGAUGCGAAAAAAGGGUUUUAUCAAAUUUCAUUAAGUGAGGAAAGCUCUAAACUAACAACUUUUAAUACUCCGUUUGGAAGAUAUUGUUUUCGCAAACUUCCUUUUGGGCUGAAUGUAGCACCAGAGAUAUUUUACAAACAUUUUUCUCAGUUGUUAGAAGGUCUUGAAGGAGUGCAGGUGUACAUGGAUGAUAUAUUAGUUUUUGGGAAAAACGAAGAAGAACACAAGUCUAGAUUAAUGAAUGUUCUACAUAGAUUGGAAAAAAAUAAUGUUAAAUUAAAUAAAGAUAAGUGUGAAUGGGCGGUUAGUAAAUUAAUUUUUAUUGGUCAUGAGUUCUCAAACACUGGAGUUAGGCCAGACCCUGAUAAGGUAAAAGCAAUUAAAGAAAUGGCACAACCAAAAUGUAAGAAAGAUAUUGAAAGAUUCUUAGGAAUGUAUAAUUAUAUAUCAAAAUUUAUACCCCAUGCAUCAGACAAAACAAAACCACUGAGAGAUUUUUUAAAACAAAAUUCUAGUUUUCAGUGGAGCAUAAAUGAGGAAAAUAUGUGGAAUAGAGUAAAAGAAGAUUUAUGUAAGGUUCCGGUUUUGCAAUAUUACAAUCCAAAUAAAGAAAUAAUAUUAUCUGUUGAUGCUUCACAGUAUGGAGUAGGCGCGGUUCUGCUUCAAGAUAACUUGCCGGUUGCUUAUGCAUCUAAGGCAUUAACAGAGGUACAGUCAAGGUGGGCACAAAUUGAAAAAGAGACGUAUGCAAUAGUUUGGGGUUGUGAGCGGUUUCAUCAGUUUAUUUAUGGUAGGAAAAUAAUUAUAGAAAGUGAUCAUAAACCGUUAGAGUAUAUAUUCAAGAAGCCAUUGAUAGAUACACCUUUACGAUUACAGAGAAUGAGAAUUAGGCUUCAAAUGUAUGAAUUUAGUAUAAAAUUUAAAAAGGGUUCUCUUAUGUAUAUAGCAGACACACUUUCAAGAGCAUUUAUUGAGGAUGUGGAUGAAAAAAAUGAUGUUUUAAAAGUAGCAGAAAUUGAAAUGCAAAGCACUUUAGAACAUUUUCCUAUGUCAACCGCAAAACUGGAUGAAUAUGUAAAAGAGACAGAGAAGGAUAAAGACUUGGGAGUCAUAAAAAAAUGGGUGGUAUCAGGUUGGCCAUGUUAUAGUAAAAUACCAGACAAUUUAAAAGCUUAUUGGAAUGUGCGUAACUCAUUGAUAAUUAGCAACGGGCUAUUGUUAAAAGACAAUAAAAUAGUGGUACCAUUAUCUUUGCAAAAAGAGGUUUUAAAUAAAAUACAUUACAAUCACCUAGGUAUACAAAAAUGUAGAUUGAGAGCUAAGGGAGCAGUAUAUUGGCCGAACAUAAAUAAAGAUAUUGAGUUAAAAGUAAAAAGUUGUGAGUUGUGUGCAAAAUAUCAAGACUCAAAGAGUAAAGAGUACAUGAGACCAAGUGAAACUCCAGAUGAUAGUUGGCAGAUAGUAGGUAUAGAUAUAUUUCAUAUUAAUAAUAUGAAUUUCCUUUUAGUAAUAGAUUAUUUUUCAAAAUAUGUGGAGAUAGCAUUAUUAAAGAAAAUUGAUUCUAAUCAUGUCAUAUCAGAAUUGGUCCCUAUAUUUGCCAGAUUUGGAAUUCCAAGGGUUUUAAAAUCGGACGGUGGCAGACAACUUACAUCAGAGCAGUUUAAACAGUUUGCUAAGGAUUUUGAUAUGGAAUUGGUAAAUUCGUCUCCAGUAUAUGCACAAUCUAAUGGAAUGGUUGAGAGAGCCAUACAAACAGUAAAAAAAAUGUUAAAUAAAGCUUUAGAAGAUGGUCUUGAUUGGAAUAAAUGUUUGAUGGAAUACAGAAACACUCCAAUUAGUGAACUUAUUCCAGCUCCAGCUGAGAUAUUAUUUAAGAGAAAAGUUAAAUCAUUAAUUCCCAGUAUGAGCAAUUCUAAAGUCAAAGAUACUAGUCAAAUAAAAGAAGAAUUAAUUAAGAGAUCAGAGAAACAAAAAAUAGUGUAUGACAGAACAGCAAGAAAAGGUGAACAUUUUGAGGUAGGCGAUACGGUAUGGAUACAAAUUAGAAAUGAAAACAAAUUCUGGAGUAAAGGGUUAAUCAUAGAGAAAGGAACAAAUGAUAGGAAUUUUAAGGUAAAAGUUAUUAAUGGGGGAACACUAUUAAGAAACAGGAGGUUUUUAAAACACAGGAUAAUAGUAAAUGAUGUAGGAAAAAAUAUUGAAAGUGAAAAUGAUUCGAAAAAAACAAAUGUGUCAAUUAAAAAGUCAGAAAGAAUAAAAAAGACACCUCGUUAUCUUAAGGAUUAUAAGUGA